Messenger RNA from Closterium sp. NIES-67, 1225 nucleotides. The record is from the annotation of a GenBank genome assembly. Lineage: Eukaryota; Viridiplantae; Streptophyta; Zygnematophyceae; Desmidiales; Closteriaceae.
GUCCAGCAACCGCCAUUCGUUUCGAAUCCUCUUAGAUCUUCAACGAAUCUAACUGCUCGCCAUGGCUGCCGAAGUCGGGGAGGGUAACUGCAUCGGCUAUGCCGCGAGGGACCAGUCGGGAUUCCUCUCGCCCUUCAAGUUCAACCGCAGGGAGGUGGGGCCCAAGGACGUGCGCAUCCGCAUCACGCAUUGCGGCAUCUGCCACAGCGACCUGCACCAAGCCAAGAACGAGUGGGGCGGCUCCCUCUACCCCAUGGUCCCCGGGCACGAGAUCGUGGGGAUGGUGGAGGCGGUGGGGGCGGAGGUGACCAAGAUAGCGGUGGGGCAGAGAGCGGGCAUCGGGUGCAUGGUGGACUCGUGCCGCACGUGCCAGGCGUGCAAGGCGCACGUGGAGCAGUUCUGCCGGGGCUGCAUCUACACGUACAACAAGGAGGACCCCAAGUCGCCCGCGGGCGAGCCCACGCAGGGCGGCUACUCCUCCUACUAUGUCUGCGACGAGGACUUCGUGCUCUCCAUCCCGGACAAGUUGUCCUCGCAGGAGGCAGCGCCGCUGCUGUGUGCGGGCAUCACGGUGUACUCGCCCAUGGCGUUCUACGGCGCCAACCAGCCGGGCAUGCGGCUGGGCGUGGUGGGGCUGGGCGGGCUGGGCCACAUGGCAGUGAAGUUCGGCAAGGCGUUCGGCAUGGAGGUCACGGUGCUCAGCACGAGCCCCAGCAAGGAGAAGGAGGCCAAAGACGUGCUGGGCGCAGACCAGUUCAUUGUUACCAAGGACGCUGAGGCUAUGGAGGCAGCAGCGGGUUCAUUGGACGCCAUAGUGGACACGGUGUCGGCACAGCAUGAGCUGGGGCCGUACCUGGAUCUGCUCACAUUCAAUGGCAAGAUGAUUCUUAUUGGAAUUCCUCCGGAGCCGUACAAGCUUCACGCCACGCAGCUGCUCAUGGGUCGCAAGACUGUGGCUGGUACUUUGAUUGGAGGGAUUAAGGAGACUCAGGAGAUGUUGGAUUUCAGUGCUGAAAAGGGGGUUGCUCCGAUGAUUGAGGUUAUCGGCAUCCAAGACCUUAACAAGGCGUAUGAUAGGCUGGCCAAGAGCAAUGUGAAAUACCGCUUUGUCAUUGACGUUGAAAAGAGCCUUAAGUAGAUAGUGGGAAGAACGUAGGGAUGCAUGUUAUUUGUUUCGAAUUUGGGUAAGUGGGUUUCAGUGUAACAACGGUUUGACGCUAUAUCG